UUUAAAUAUGGCGAUUUUUAAUCAACGAUAAACAACGUCACCUCAUCGAAAGUAGAGCGAAUUUUGUGCUUUGAAGCCCAUUUAUAAAUGAAGUUAGAAGUAGAAAAAUAGUGGUGAAUUUUUCUAAAUCCGUCAUCGAAAAUUAUGAACACGCCGUGCCAACGAAAACGGAAACUCUCGAUUGUAUGUUUAAACAGCAAGAAGCAGGUAUGAUCUUUAAUAUUAUAGAAUUUGGAAAUUAAUUUUCGAUGGUCGUUCGGCUUAAAAUGUAAGCUUACUUUGAAAUAAUAAUUUGGUGUUUUUAGAGAAGGACAAGUAUUGUUCCCAAAACAGAAAAGACGAACAUGAACAACAGUUCAAAACUCACUUUCAGGACAGCAAGAAACACCGGUAAAUUUAGAAGUCAAAUUUAAAAAUUUGUUUACAUUUUGCAUAACAGGAUUAACAUAUAUGGUCAAACUAUUAGUAACAAUGUCAUAUGCAAAACAAUCUCCGGUGUUGUACGGCUGCAUAUUAAACAAGCAAUUUGGAACAGAACAAUUUCUAAGUGAUGUUUACUUAAAUUGCAAAUGACUAGGCCAGUAGCUUUGAUCUUGACAUUAUUUCUGUCAUAGUUAUUAUUAAUAUAUGAAUGACAUGGUUAGGGAUCGAGGCUGGCAAAGAUCAAAGAUAUUAUUGAAGAAAUAAACAUAGAAUUUGGACAAGAUUUCAACUUGCACAAUUUGCACAAGCUUUCUCACAAAAUGAUUUUCAGAAAGGUCCUGAACUACAGUACAUAAAUAAAAAAAUUUACCUAAUUUGGCUUACACCACUUGCUUACAUAAACCUUGUUUCUACUGCACUCAAUUUCUGAUAUAGCAUGGAUAAAACUGGCACCCAUACCAUUUAUACACUCUCGGCCUUUGACGAUAAGUAGUCGGAGCGCUGAUAAAAAUGGCACGAAUAUCAAAAUGGAGCAUGAUUGUAAAUGGGGCUAUAGUUGCACUGAUUGUCUGCUUGGAAUAGUUGGCCAAUCAGUGACUUAGGAGCAAAAACAUGUCUAAACCUAACCUACACCUGCAAGUUGGCUGCAACUGCAUGUGUAAACACAGCUCAAAAUGACAUUCAUUGCAACACUGAGGUCCAUUUUGUUUGUAAUAGGUGGCCUUUAUGGAGGCCGGGCCUGGUCUUUUCUCUGCUUGUACAGAGAUAAGAACUCUAAGUCCUGGUCAAACCAUAGACAGAUUUUCUGGGUGCACCCUUCCUAUAAGUUUCCCCACCCCAUGUUAAGAAAUUUCCCCCCAAAAGAACAACUUUAAUGCCCGUCACUCACCUCCCCCUAAAUUUAAGCACCCCCCCACCGAGCAAAAUCUGAAAAUCGGUCUAUGGGUCAAAAGACAAUGACAGUUGAUGGGAGUAGGCAAGCAAGAUCUUGGUGAAAAGGGACAACAGUUGCAUGGGAAUUGACAUUAAGAGUUGAUUGGAAUUAACUCUGCAUCCAGCAAGAAUUCUCAUCAAAAUUUGAACCAGGUCAUAGUUGAUGAGAUUGCAUGAGACCUUAUUUCAACUGUGAUCGAUCCUUGUUUGACCACAGGGCUUUGUCCUUGGGUAUGAGAUUGGCUAUGACAGGAACCAAUUUUGACCAUGAUCUGUACUGUACCCUAUAGACUAACAGUUGUCAGUAUCAUGAGACUGCGCAGUCUGCACAUACCCCCCAGUCCUCCUCUGCAGAAGCUUACAUGAAGUUUUUACUGAGGGAAAUGUGAGUCUGCAGGGUGCGACUCCCCUCGCGCUUGCUUUUAUUCAGGAAACUUCAUGUAAGUUAUUUGUAAAUAAAGGCUCUAUGGAAGACAGGGUGAUAUAUCCCAGCCAUAUAUAAUACCGGUACCAUACAUAUAUGAAAUUGCAAUAUCUGACUCACCCUGGUUCCUAUAUUUUCAGUCUGUGGUUUUUCACAUAAGACAUCUGGUCCUGGCCAUUUCAUCAGGCAAUGGGCUAAAAUAGCCAACAAGUACAACAUGCUCGCAUAAAUGAAAAUGUGGCUCUAUAUAGCCAAAGUGACAUACUUUCCGGAAGGGCGUAUUCUACUCCAUGUUUUACUAAAACAUGGUCCGUUGUUUAUAAAUAAAAUUUUGACGACACUGUUGUAGUAAGUUGUAGGUAAUUUUUAAUUUUUUUUACGUUUCUGAGGGUACAGUAAUUAGGUAACAUUUUUGAGAAAUAUUUCGGCAAACUAAAUCCUCUGCCAAACAUUGGGGAUGGUCCCCCCCAUACUCCCCCCUUACUCCCACUCCCCUUACUCCCUCCCUUGCUCCACCAUUUGCCGGCCCACUGCUGCUCUUUGUGCAAAUCCACAUUGAAAUUUGGUUUUAUCUGGCUAGAACAGACUUUUACAUAAAAAAGUGAAUGUGUGGCACUGAGUACAGUAUAUUGGCAGGGUAAUAUAUAACUUCCCAGUGACGUCAUUGUAUAUUGACCUAAUUGACCUGCCAUAUUUUUACCAAUACUGUAUAUUUACCUGUAGCUGUUGUACAAUUAUUACAUUUUUAUGUUAAUUAUGUUAACAUAUUUUUAUAGGAAGAAAAUGCCAAACUAAUAGCCCAACACUGAUUCAAAACAACCGAGAGUUAGCUACAGCAUUAAGUAAGUAAUCUCUUGAGUUUUGGAUUUUUUAUUUACAGUAUAUGCACUUUAGAACUGGAGGAGUGGAGCUACAAUCAGUGACAAAAUUCGUGGACCGGUUAGGCCAAAUAAAAAUAAUAGUUGGUUUCAGGUUUCACAGCCAUGUUUUAUUUGGGUAGGUAGGUCGGAAAAGCAUUUUAUGUAAAAAAACAUUUUUUCUCAAGUAUGCAAUAAAUAUCAGUUGUUUAUGAGUAACUGUCACACAUAAUCAGACGUGCCACGCGGGAUCACCCGCGAGCUACACGUGUUUUGCGAGAAACAAACGCAUCAAGGAUUAACAUGACUAGAUAAUGAUUAAAUUAUGAGCAAACAAAAUAAUUUGUAGCAAAUGAGUCUGAUGACUAUUUAUAUAUUCUGAUGUUUCCAAAAAGAUGAUCCCCACUGGGAAAUGUCAAUAAAAUGUUUAUGGUCGGUCAUAUUUUUGACAGGUCGGUCGGAAACCUGAAAGCAACUAUUAUUUUUAUUUGGCCUUAGGCUGAGAUUGUAACAUAAUCCGCUCAAUGCUGUAAGACUAAAAUUGCCAUUUUAUUUGAAGCACUUUUGUGUUGCAUUAGGUAUUGUUUGUGUUGUAUUAAGUGUAAGUACCACACCGUAAUAUUGUCGUACCUCUACUGUAAGUACGUGAAUUAUUGCACGCUGCCUCCACUCAAUUACAUUACAUUAUUAUUCAACUUACUCCUCAUUGGGGAUUUUCAGUGACCGAUUACGUAAAGUAUUACCGCUCAUGUUACUUACUUUUAGCCUAGUAGACUACAGGAAAACCCCGCAUAUAAGAACCUAGAAUUUAAGAACCUGUUAGGCUAACAUAUUUUAUUUAGACCUGUAAAUAAGAACCUGUUCAGGCUAAAAUUUCAAAAAGAAUUCUUAUAUUAUGAAAUAGAGUCCAAAUUAAAUCAUAAGUUUCAAUCAGUGUAGCUUUAAGUUCUGAUAGGGUUGUUAUAUUACAUAUACUGUCGUUUUUAGAUACUGUAAUUUGUACAUAAUUUAUAUAAAUCAUAUACCAUAGCUACCUCUCUACAAUGAGUUACUUUUAUCUUAAUUAAGAAAAGAACCUAUUAAGAACCUGUUUAGCCUGAUUUCCUGGUAAGGCCAUUUACUCAUACUGUAUAUAAGAACCUGUUUAGACUAACUUAGAAAAUCUAUAGGUUUAUGCGGGGUUUUAGGCUUACUUGGAAAAUCUAUGCGGGGUUUCACUGUAUCUUUAUCUUUCAACAAUUGAGAUAUUACUUUCCUACAGGUAUCUGUGUUCAUCCCAACACACCCUAUCAAUUUGCCCUCCUUACCAGAGCGCCCGGAGAAAAGUAGAAAACCCAUGACUUUCGGCAGAGUGUUGACAGACUCUUUUCACAUGAGUCCGUAGCGAGAAUUGAACCCGCGUUCUCAGAGGUGAAAGGCGCUUGUUCUGAUCACUGCCGACUGAAGCAUAUCUUCACAAAAUUAAUUGGCCAAAAUGGACCAUUUGCAUUAUGGACAACAUUUCGCAACGAAACUUUGGAAUGUUACUAAUUUUGUGAUGCUCUUUCAAGCUGUGAUGAAAUUUUUGUCUAAAUCAAAAUUUAGUCUAUAAUGCAAAUGCAUGGUCCAUUGGCUACAUUAAAACCACGAAUGGUCUCUGCCAGUGUGUGUAGUGCCACUAAUACAUUUUUCUUUCACUUUCCCCCUAAGUAAGACAUAUAAUCUGGUACGGGAAAGUUACAGGCAACAGCUUUAAGUUUUACAUUUCUAUAAUUAUAAAGAAAUACCGUUAUUAGGAACCUUUUAACGAACGUGCAACAAGGACGGCUAUUAAUACAAUUAAAUUCAUAAUAAUUAUUGUGAAAAGAAAUGAACAAUUAAACUCCCACGGGAGCUUUAGACGUCACCGUCGCUCUGUUUGGUUGUGAACCUCUUCUGAAACACGCAUAAACUCCAGCCUCGUACCCAGGCGCUUUAGAGAAAAUAUAUAUAAUCACGCUAGGCUAGGCUGAGCGAGCCACUGAUCUCUAUAUAGUAGCUUAGCGCGAUUAUAUCUUUUUCUCUAAAGCGCCUGGGUACGAGGCUGCAUAAACCCUUGUCUUGACCUCGAUCCUUAAACCGUAUUAAUUUCAUACGAUGGAUAAUAGAUGACAGAUUUUCUACUGUAUGUUUCGACAGUUUUGUGAUAAGACAUAAGUCAGAAGCAGGGCGCUUAUAUAGAGGCAAUAGGCGCGCUGAUCGAUGUGUGAUGCAAUGAACUGGUAAUGAGUUUGUUGUUGUUAGUACGGCGACGUUGUCUAUGGCAAGAUAAAUAUGGCGGUAAAACUGAGUUCAAAGUUUUGACUGUUUUGUAGUCAAGUUUUGAUGAACAAAUAGAUAUUGGGGGUAAAAUUCCGAUGUUAUACGAUAAUAUACCUUUCCGAUAAUUACGUCACAACUGAACUGUUUUCAACUUAGGACCACCUUAAACGGAAUAGAUUUCAAGUUUGUUUCUCACGGGCAAUGGUCAGUGUUAUACACUGGAAAAAAAAGUGAAAUCCAUACUACGAAAUUUGCAAUUGCACCACUAAAUCCAUAUUAUAUCCAUCCUAUUUCCAUACUAUAUCCAUACUAUGGCAAUAUACAAUUAUUAUGGAUAAGCAAAAUCCAUUCUAUUUCCAAUAAAGGUCCAUACAAUUUCCAUUCUAUGACCUUCUAUGGAUUGUCAAAAUUUUUUCCAGUGAUAACCACCCAGUGCAGGAUUCACCUCCCUGGUUGGUAGUUGUAUGUCUUCUAGUCCACUCGCUACGGUUGCUUGAGGAACAUCAGUGCGAAUGCGGAGAUGAUCUUGGUGACGCCGGAUAAUUGGACCAUCAUCGAGCUGUAUUUCUACCGACACUGGUCCUGUCUUCUUCACUACCGUUCCGGGCAUCCAACUUUUAGGUUUCCUGAAAUCUUUCGCAUAUACUAGGUUCCCGGUUUUGAUAAUCCGUUCUCUAGCAUGAUAGUCAUGCACUGUCUUUUGCUGUGAUUGUUUUUCCCUCACCCGAUAUCCAAGGUUUGGCUGUAUCAGAUCCAACUGAGUACGCAGGUGUCUGCCAGUUGUCGUAUGGGGUGUAAUACUGUAUUUCAGAAGGAAUCGCGAUAGUUUUGUUCUCAUACUUCCUUCAUCUUCUCAAUGCCCUCUUUAAAAAUUCUCACUGCACGCUCUGCUAAGCUUGCCCAUUUGAUGCUGGGUGGUAUGGUGAAACUUUGAUGUGUUUAAUACCAUUUCGGUUCAUAAAUUCUUCAAAUUCACUGCUCGUGAAAUUUGUUCCAUUGUCACUGACAACUGUUGUCGGUAGCCCAUGUGUGGCAAAAAUCUCGCGUAGUUUCUCAAUGGUUGCUGUAGACGUAGUGGAUGUCAUCUGGUGAACUUCUAGCCACUUAGAAUAUGCAUCAACCACAACCAGAAAUAUUUCAGCUUUGAAUGGUCCUGCAUAAUCAAUAUGAAGCCGUGUCCAGGGAUGUCCUGGCCAGUCUCAUGGAUAGAGUGGUGCAGCUGCUGGAGUUGUAUGAUGCAGUUGACACUGAUUGCAAUUCUUCACUUCUCCCUCAAUAUCUUCAUCAAGAGUAGGCCACCACACAUAGCUUCUUGCGAGGACUUUCAUGCGGGAAACCCCUGGAUGUUCUUCAUGCAGCUCCGUUAAGAUCUUUGAUCGUCCUGGGGGUGGAAUGAUAACUCUCGUACCCCAGAGUAAACAGCCAUCCUCCACACUUAACUCAAACUUUUUGUUAUGGUAAGAUUUAAAUGUUGUGGAAUCAUAGAACUCUGGCAAACUGAUCUGAUUGGUGGAAAAAUAUUGUGAUGACAAAAUCAACCAAUCAGUUCAAAGCAGUUUAGUAAAAAUAAGUAACGGUUACAGAUAUUGCUUCAAAACAAAACAAACAUGGCGCCGCGCUACAUAAACUAAAAGUUGACUUCGCGUGGAAAAUAUGGCUUUUAUCUAUAUUUUCAAAUGGAAAAGCCUUUACUUUAAACAAGACUAACAAAACUUACACUGUUGAGUGGAAUUUUCAAGCUGUUAGCGUUGUAUAAUGUGAUUUAACAAAGCCAGGAAAACUUUGUCAGUGCAAUGUUGACUAUAAACGUAAGUUAAAACUACAAUUGUCUCGAACAUUUUUAUGUAAAUUAUUAAUAAGUAAUAGCAUGGUUUCUCGUGAAAUUUGGAUAAACAUGCACUCGUGAGUUUUUCAAAGACCUCAAAUAGCACUCGUCCUUCGGACUCGUGCUAUUUUGAGGUCUUUGAAAAACUCACUCGUGCAUGUUAUAUCCAAAUUGCACUCGAAACCAUGCUAUUACCUAUACUUAUAUCACGCCAGGAGACUCCUAUGUGCGCAUGCGCAGACCGGACUGUACCCUAUCUUACAUAAUAGGGAGCUUUAGAUUUGACUACGAGUACGAGAUUCGUCAAGCGAAACGCAUGCUGUAUGCUUAUAUAUAUAUAUAUAUACGCCAUCCCGUACUGACGCGAAAAAGUCGUAGCCGUCGCCCAUCUGAGUAAGAAAUUGUGGAGAAAUCUCGUAGUCCUCACGACGACUUUUCAAAAAAACAAAGAAAGUUGGCUUUUUUGUUUUCCAAAAAUAAUUUGUAGCAUUUAUAUAGCGUUUAUCCGGCGCAAAUAAUAUAUUAGUACUAAAUAUCUGGCCUGUUUUUAACAGUGUUAUGACAUAUUUACACGUUUUGUAGGGGGUUUUAGUCUGCAGGAGAUUUAGUUUAUGAAACUUUUUCUGUCGUUGUUGGUUUACUGCUAUAAAAGCAACAUUUGAAUGGAAACUAAAACGACUACGUACGGUAAUUUCCUCGCACGCGAUCAAAUCUCGUACUCGUAGUCAAAUCUAAAGUUAUACCUAAAUCCUAAUAACAAAAAAUCAUGACAUGGCCAAAAUACAAUUGUUGUUUACCUUUUUCGCAGCGAAAAAAUGGUCUAACGACGCAAAAUUAAACACACAAAAAUACCUCACUUUCCAACGCUGUGUAUUCAAACGCUCAACUCCGAAUUUUAUGGAAACUUUUGGAGAUAAGCUCAUAAUUAUAAUCUUUACCAUCAACUGAAUUUCGUAGUUUGGACGACUUGAUAGGAUGCCCAAAUGCUGUUUUGAAAUUUUCCUUCCAUCGAAGUCAUCAAAAACCCGACUCAUUACCCUCAAUAUUUCUUUCAAAAUUCAACUAUACAAGCCAAACAAGCAAUGAAAAAAAAGCGAAAAUACAACAGCAGGAAAAAUCACGCUCCUUGUUAACUUUUGCCGAAAAGCACGCUCGUGCCAGUCCACUUCCGCAUCACACAUCGAUCAUCGCAACAUCAGCGCGUUUCAUCGCCCUCUAUAUAAGCCCCCUGGUCAGAAAAUGGCAGCCAAAUGCGCCCCUAGAAAUCCUUUGACUCGAGCAAUUUGAGUUGCGUCCUUCGCUAUUCAGCUUAGCUCUCAGCUGCAAGUAACCAUGAUUAACAGUUAUACCCACUUGUACCUAAUAACACAAUUCAGUACGAAAUAGAUUUUGCGUUGUUGGAUGAGUAUUUUUCGAUAACCUGGAUGAGGGGGAUGGAGAGGGGAGUUAGAUACCAUUUCCCCAAUUUUCUCCAAAUCCCAUUUCCCAACCCUUUUUUACGUCAAAUCCCAGUGCCACUAUGAAUUGAAAGAAAAUCCCAGAGUAGGUGGUCCGUCUACUGCACGUGAUGUCUUUUAAAAACAUUUCAGCGUUCAAUUACUUCGCUUUGGAACUAGCUUUGUCAAUAGAAAGGUAUACGACUGACUUACAAUAGCAGAAAAAUGACCUCUUCGAGCCAUACAGUAAGUCGGUUAAAUUCACUAUCACAAAUUGGCCUUUUAAUACAAAUUCUCUAUCAAAAAUCGCUCUGUAGCUGCUGUUAAAGUUAUUUCACUCUGAAAUGUCCAACUAUAAUUGUCUUUAUAAUUGUAUUUGGGUUUCGCAUUCCCAAUAGGCAAUUCCAGCUUUUAAUUUAUGCGCGCAAGGGGUGACGGUUAGUAAGGUAUCAUAUUGCUGAUUAUGCUGAAAAUUUUCAAUAAAAACUGCCAAAAACAACCGAAAUAUUUCAAUAUUUAUGAGCUAUCACUCAGUUUUUACACGGCCGCCAUUUUUAUUUUUUCAGCAUAAUCAGCAAUAUGAUACCUUACUUCCGAUCCCCCUACACGCAUAAAUUAAAAGCUGGAAUUGCCUAUUUUGUGUCUUUCAGUCCCAAUAACUCAAGUCCGGGUCAUUUUCCCAGUCCAAAUACAGGGAAAUCCCAGUCCCCAUUUACGCACGAUCCUCGUUUUCAAUUAUUAGAUAAAGCCAAAUCGCGCAUCAGAGAACUGGAAGAUCAAAGAUUCGACUUACAAGGCGAUAAGCAUCAAUUAUUGGAGAAAUACAACAUGUUAACCAAACAGCUACAGAAAAUGAAAGACGAGCAAGUUGCAAAGCAAACUAUCGACGACAAGAUUUUUAGGGUACAAUACAGUAUUACUAAUAAUUCAUGAAGAAUCUGGCCAGGUUCCACUGAUCUGUUUUAAUCACAUGCCAUGGUUUUAUAUUGGACCCUCCUGGAAGGGACGUCCUUUGUCUAUAGGGCGUCGUUUUCCCGAUUGAGAGGCUUGGAUAUUGCUGUGGGCUUGGAUUUAACAAACCUCGCAUACACGAAAACGAGGCUUUAUAGUCAAAUGACGUACUUCCCGGAAGGGUGUAUUGGAAUACUUGACAUAUGAUUGUAUUCAGCGUUCUCUCUCUCUUCCAUCGAAUUAUAUUUUUCGUCACUGGCAUAUUGAUUAAAGAGGUUUAAAUGGAUUGAAGGGAAGUAGCUACUGAUUUAUACUACCUGCUUGAAUUCAUUCGAUUUGAACUUUUACUUUACGACUGGAACAGUCAUAAUAACGUAUUAUAUAAUACCUUAUUAAAUUCUAAUCGUUUAAUUGGCUGUUUAUGGUCACGUGAUAUUGAAUAGAAAAUUCCAUUUCCCAAGAGUGCAAUGGACACGUUCCAUUGCACUCUCCGCGAGUGCAAUGGAAUAAAACGUAUAGUACAAUUGCACUCUUUGUGUUUUCGAUAAAUCGCAUCCCUCAAAAUGCUUCUCAUACGAAUCUAUUAGUCUAUUUUGGUAUUAUAUAAAACAAAUAAUGAAUGUUUCUUCGUGCAAUGGUAAGAAUAUUUUCAUUCGGUGAAAGAUGGAAUGUUCCAUUCAACUCGGCUGUCGCCUCGUUGAAUGGAACAUUCCAUCUUUCACCUCAUGAAAAUGUUCUUACCAUUGCACUCAUAAACAUUCAUUAUUUGUAUACUGUACAAUGUUUCCACCGCUAGCGUACAGACUGUGUCUUAACCUCAUUGAAAAUCAUGACAUUUAGCAAUAAUACAGCGCUAGCUGAAUAUUGAAGUAUAAUAAUGUAUAUAAUUGCAUAUAGCCACGCUACUCUACGAUCGAAUAUCUCAAUAUUUUCAGUCGUUUUCUGCACGGAAAUUUCAAGCAUUAGACGGUGAGAUAUGCGUCACAAAUUUUGCGUAACUACAGACUGAAGUAAAAUACUUAAAACGAACAAUGAAAUAAUUUUGAAUACUGCAGCUAGUGCUACAGUACAUACUUGAAUGCUUGAAAUCGAUACCAAUUGUUAGCGCUUUUAAAUACAGUAUAUGUAAGCAUACACUGUAUGAGAAUUCUUUUUUUAAUAGGAAAUAUGUGAAUCAUUGCGUUCAAAGCUGCAGACAGCGACAGAAAAGCUCUUGGAAUCGUCCGUUUUUCUCGCUGAGGUGGACAAAUCAGUGACGACAAUAUUAAAAAUGUCUGCUUCACAAAAUGGCGAGAACCAAAAUCGUUCUGUGGAGUUAAGGUUGGUAAAAGUGAUUUGCCAGGAUUAAGUGCUAAAUUUUUCAGUUAUGGUUGGUGGAUUUCAUGGAUUUUGGAUUUUAAUUUUGUAAAAUAACGCAGUGAUGUGGUUUGUUGAACACACAUGGUCUGCCAUGGUAUAGAUCGAUUGCGAGGCAUUGGGUCACAGCUAAAUAUACAAUUAUAUAAAUCAUGAUGCUUUGAAUGGGGAUGUCGGUAGCCAUCCAUCACAAGAGUAUGCCUGUGCACCCAAGCCAUAAGUAGGCCACAUAAGCAGUCACAUUGUCAAGAGUGUCCAAACAUAUGAUCAGUGGCGGACACUUCGAGAAUUAAACUUUUUUGCCUUAAAUCUCAUGCAAUAUUUAGCUUAAUUAAAGUCUACCACGCUUUCAUGGUCGAAAAAGUGUCACAACGUCGGUACACAGUAUUCAUCUAUAAAUGAAAGGUUUUUGGAAAUUAUUGGAUCGAGGUGGUGACCUCCCCUGCUCGCCUGCGCCCGCCUGCGCGAAAGGGCAUACUUUGUUCGGAUUACAUAAAUUUAUAAUUGUAUGUAUGUUCAAUUAAGUUUCCUCUUUCUCCCUAACAGUCUGCCAUUGGAAAUAACGUGUGAUGACUCAAUGCAGGGAAGCAAAGAAGCAGCGUUAUCGAUAACAAAACUAACACCAUCCCCAUCAUCUGCAUCGUCGUCCGACAGUUACGAGAUGACAUCCCCUGAACUCAGUGCUGAUUCAACACCAUCGGCAAUUAGACCUGGACUUCUAACCACUAUUGAAGAUCAUAAUUCAACACUCGAAAUUUCAGAUAUGCGCCUAGUCCUUAACUCUACGGAAAGUUCUUCUGUGGGCAAAGUGCUGAAUAUGUCACAGGAAUCAAUGGACUGCCACAAUAACUCUCAUGACCGCGAGGCCAUCCUUGCACAACUUGGUUCAAUGGACAUAGACUCUCCUAUAACAAAUUCUAAUGAGCUAAGCCUUGCAUGGAGUUCUACACCAGAUUGCAGUCCUAUUCGCUGUGCGAGAAGUACAGUACACCGUCUUGCAUCCACACCCGAAGGUAGGUGCAGUACAAUUUACGGUACAUUUUAUAUUGCAUUAUAUACAAGCUUUUAUCGAGGGUGUCCAAAUUGGCCGUCCAAAAAAUACUGUGGGUGUGGCAGCCUAUUUUCGUAGACGUGGUCAAAAAAGAUGACGUUUGAAAUUAAUUGUCAUUUAUACUCAUAAUUCGACGUCUUUUCGACAGGAAAGUAUCGAAACGUGAGAAAUAGAUAAAGUAAACACAGCUGACAACUGUUGAGGUUUUCAAGAUAUAUCAGAAAGCUUGCGAGUUGUCCAUUACAAAGUGGCCGUCCAAAUUAAAAAGCGGUCAUCCAUAGCACGGUUGGACGGCCACCUGGCUUUCAUGGUUCCAAGCGAGAGCCUCUGGUGUUGUUGGUUUGUGGAAUGUCUUGCCAAACCAUUGCCAUCAUCUUUUCCUAAUUCUCGUUUCUGCUUGCAUGCUGUUGGUUGGCUCUGAUAGGUUCUGAAUUGUUUGAAUUCAAUUCUUCAUGUUAGGCAAACGUUUCUGGUGGAGUUGGCACUAACGAUGAUCAUAUUAUUCUUCAACAACACUAAUCCCGAAAAGGAAGAUUAAAGCAUCGAUCCACUUUUUUCCAGCACUUAACUUUUCAGUUAAAAAACGGAGUUUGCACAGAAACCUUGCCAAAACAUAUUUAUUGUCGUGUGUAAACCGCUGUGUAGAUCGUUUUUGUUGUCUUCUUCUUUGCAUUAACCGUCGAUAGCGUUGGCACCAAAAUACUAUCUUGGGAAUCAUCUUCUCUUAGUUUUAGUAUCCUAGUAUCUCUUUAUAUCCCUUUAUCUUAUCCUUUGUGUUCCUUUUGUUGUUUGUCUCUAUGCCACCUAAACUGGAUUUUCCUCUCCUCUCAUAGCCUGCCAAAACAAAUGCAUUCCCUUUUUGUGGCUAGCCCGUUUGCGGGCUAGCCAUUAUCACAUAGUACACUACACAAACGCGAUGAGCGAUGAUGAUCAUGGUGUCCAGUCCGGAUUUUCGUAAAGUAUCGGAAGCAAUCGGAAGCGCCCGUAUUUUUCUGCCGACAUUUCACAUUUGCAUUUCGAGGCAAUACUAGUGAUGUUGUUACGAGCCAGUACUAGUGAGGUUGUUAAACCAGAAAAUUAAAAUAAAGUUUAUCUUCAUGGCUUCAACCUAUGGUGUCGAAACCGAUCAGAAAUUGCGCGUACUCGCCGUGUAAAUAUGGGUUUUGAUUUGCACUUUUGACUGAUUUGCGGGCCAUUUGCCAUCUUGAAUUGUCUUCUUGUUGAGAUUUCAUAUCUCAAUUGCAUUCGAAAUGUUUGGUAUUUUAAAGAAGGGGUAUUGUGUGGAGGAGGUUUAUAAUGCAGCGAAUAAAACCAGCAUUGGAUAAUUAUGGUAAAAGACCAGAAACUGUGCAUCGAACUCGUUUAUUUAAAGGCUUUAAGUAUACCUUUUCUUCAGACAUUGACGGCGUCUCAAAUGUCUACAUAUUUGUAAUAAACCUAUAAAGGAUUAUUGCGUCUGUCUGUCUUAGGAGUUAUAUAGUCGAAUAAUUCAGCAUGAUUUGUCUCACGUUCUCUUAUAAGUUGACUAAUAUUGCAUUAAAAGUGGUAAAAGUUGGUGUGCUAACCAAGUUUCAGUGUAUUUGUUUGCUAAUAUUGCUAGGCCUAUAUCUCAAACGCUAUUUGCCUAUUAAAAUAUCAUAUGACACGCAAUUUUAAUUCCACGGCAAAACUGCUGUUGCGCAAAAUAACAAACGCGAGAUUAAAUCUAUAUGGCAGUAUUACAGUUUAGUAAUAUUGCAUUAAAAGUGGUAAAAGUUGGUGUGCUAACCAAGAUUUCAGUGUAUUUGUUUGCUAAUGUUGCUAGGCCUAUAUCUCAAACGCUAUUUGCCCAUUAAAAUAUCAUAUGACACGCAAUUUUAAUUCCACGGCAAAACUGCUGUUGCGCAAAUAACAAACGCGAGAUUAAAUAUAUAUGGCAGUAUUACAGUUUAGUAAUAUUGCAUUAAAAGUGGUAAAAGUUGGUGUGCUAACCAAGAUUUCAGUGUAUUUGUUUGCUAAUGUUGCUAUAUCUCAAGCGCUAUUUGCCUAUUAAAAAUAUCAUAUGACACGCAAUUUUAAUUCCACGGCAAAACUGCUGCUGAGAAAAUAACAAACGCGAGAUUAAAUAUAUGGCAGUAUUACAGUUUAGGUAUCUUUUAAAUUGCUAAUAGAUCACACGGAAACUUUUUACAAUCGUUAUAUUCAAAAGCCUAGCGUGCAAAUUCACAUAUUUGUGUUUAUUCAAGUGUUAUUCAAGUAUACCGUGAAACUCCACUGACAAAAUGAGCCCGCACAAGUGGGAGAAAAUUUGCGCAUUCUGACCAUCGUGGUGUGUCAGUUAACCAGCAUGGCAGGCUUUCUGGGUUUGGAGGAGGGUUUGGGGAGUUAAAGUUUACCAGGCUAGCCACAUGUACGCAUUGCGUACCUAUUUUUUCUUAUCUUCUCCUAAACCAUUGCAUUGCCGUUUUUCUUAUCUUAUCCUAAGAUUAGUUGUUUGCACACGCCACAUAUUUACGCCAUUUCGUAAUUACUGUAUAUUGCGGUACAUUUUCAACGGGAUUUCUCAAAAAUAUGAUAGUAAAACAAGCAUUACCAAAAUCUUUCUAACACGUCUUCUCUUGCCGCGUCGACUCUCUAUUUCUUUUUAGUGUGUUACGAACUUCAAGGCAAUCUAGUAGAAUAUGCGUGCUAAAAUUUUAUUUUAGCACGCAUAUUCUAUUCUUUAUUUUAGCACGCAUAUUCUAGAAUAUGCGUGCUAAAAUUUUAUUAUAGCAUGCAUAUCCUUUUUUUGCGUUUACUAGAUGCCAGUUUAAUAGUGUCGCAUUCAUAUCUUUGUUAUUCGGCGAGGGAGGGGGUUGCGCGGCUUAGUUGAUACGAGAGUCAUAGGAGUGACUUUGAUGGCCACCUCGAGCUUUGAUGAUGAUUCUACCAAUUAGAGUUGCACGUGAUGUCAUUGAAACAAUUUUUUUAACAUUUGCCUGCUAAAGUCAAUUUUUUUUCGAUUGUUGUCAUGCCAUCAAACUAAAAAGUGCUGUUUAAAUUUUCCGUGCUUCCCCCCCCCCCUGUAUUUUUAAAAGUUGAAAAAUUGAAUCUCAUUGUCAUAUGUAUAUCUCUCUAACCUUAAAGUCCAGUCUGGCCGCACAACUGCUUACAUUAUGCCCUGGACAUACGAAUGGGGAUCUCCUAAUUAUCGACAGCAUUGAACUACUUUGAGCUCAUAACUUAAUUAUCUACAUAUUGUGGAGAAUUUGGGAUUCUCGAUAAUAGAUAGGUUUUGCUAUUGCAGAUGGAAUUUUCGAACGCAAAUUUAUAUAUACACAUUUAUCAGGGAUGGAUCCAGCCAGGUCUGAUAUGGGGAAGGGGGUACUCAUCGAUCUAUGGUCAUGGUUUGGGAUGCAACCAGAGCAGUGUUCUGUAGAAUUGGCGAAACGUUAUUGUAGUAAUGGUGACACGAUAUAUUGCCUUUCCAAAUUGAAAAAUGGAUUUGAUGAAUGUAAUAAAUUUGCCCUCCCCUUGCACUCCUUUUGCCAAGGUUAUACCUCCACCUGCACCCCUUCCCCUCAGUAAACCAAUCCUGACAUACACAAUACAUAUACAUGAUCGUGUAGUUAAUGGAGGGCCGAUAGUUUCAUUUUUCUCAGUUGCUUUUGGUUAGGUAUAAAAUGUAUAAAAAAUUGCUAUGUACAAAGCCCCUCCAAUAUGUACAUAUUGUACUGUAUUUUAUUUUGCUGUUGUUAUUUCAGUCACCGUGGUUAUUUAAUUUCCUAGAUUCUGAAAUUUCAAGAUACGCAGCCAAUCUCACUGCAGGUAGCCCUCAACUCUCGCCAGCAUUCACCCUGUGUUCUGGAGUACGUAAAUCAAGAAGAAGGAAUAUGAUUGACGGUUUUACAUACAAGGAACCGUUAAUUGGGAGGUAAAUUUUUCAUUGAGUAUAAAUUUUGACCAAUUAUCUACAGGAAUUAUUGUCAAUUAUCUAACAUGCAUUUCAUGAAUUUUCCCGGAGACGCUAGAGGGAACCCUCUCGAGACCAGUCAUUGUGCUACAGUGCCGUGCCAUGGAGCAUGCGCAAACAGCGCGUUGCAGCUUGAAGAAGUGCACCGCAAGCACGAAGACUUCGUUUCGACACCGCAAUUUUAGUUUUAUCGAUGAUAGUCUAAACGGAUUUAAAAUCCUCAUUAUCCUCAUUUGCACUACAGUGAAGCACAAAAAAUACUGAAUGUCUUGUAGGCAAUGCUAAUGGCCAACAAUUUUGUAUACAUUUUUAAUGACGCUAAAGCUAAUAUUAAAGUAUCUCAUCUAGUCCCUAACUGAAAGCUGGAUGAGAAUGGUCCACGUCUUCGAAAUAGAAACGAUCUUACUUUAGUCUUUAUGCAAAUGUACUUUAAAUAAUAGGGUUUUUCCGGUUAUGACUAACGGAAAUUUAUCACAACGUUUACUAGAGUAUGAAUAUUUCGCGAAUUACAAGCAAAAACAAUAUAAAAUCUACAUCAUUUCAGACACUGGUAAUUUUACUACAUUCUCUCAAAGAUUUAACUUCAAAAGUUCAUUCUAAGGAUGUUAAAAAAGCGAAUUAUAUAUUUUCGGUUUUUUUGCAAAAGUUUGUCAAAACUAUGCUGGGGUCACGUACCCUGUGGUGUUGUCAUAUUUUUUAAAUCUUGAAGAAGCGCUGAUUGGCUAGCUGUUGUGCAUGAUUCCAGUACACAAGCAAAUUCUAGUUUUGGGCGCACAAUAGCCAUGUAAGCAGUUUCCUACACUUCCAUGAUGUUUAUAUUUGAACACAAUCCAUGUCUAUAAUUCGGAUACAAUCGAUGUUUAUAAUUCGGAUAUAAUUGAUGUCUAUAAUUUGGAUAACCCUGACAUAAACUUUACCUUCGAUCACGAACGCGAACCAUAUCUCCAAAAUCUAAACGGAUAAACAUCACUACUUAGAUACAUUUGUAUUUGAAGCAAUAUAAAUCAUUAAUUCUCAUCCAAUCUGUAUGUGAUUUACUACCGCAUUCCUUGUAAAUCACAUACAGAUCGCGGCAUGGUUUGUUUAUUUAUUUAUUACCAUAUGAUCGAGGAGAAAUUUUCUGGAAACACGAAGAUGAAGAAUAACUAUACUUGUGGAAAUAAUUUUUUUCUCGAACUGAAAGGCAUCGACGAUCCUUUCUUUCGCUUUUUGGUAAUAUAUCCCCGAGCCAAAGCGCCGUUCCGAUAUCAACUCGGGGUGGGAGGUAUAUUAAUUCCGCUCGGCUAUUUACGUCCGGGAAAAGGAAAGCAUUAGCGAAGUCUAAUUUUCAAAUAUGUUAAUUUCUGAAUUUCGAAUUUCAACAUCAGUAAAUUUCCAUAUCAGUCCAUCACUACGCACAGUCACAGUCACACUGACCCAUAUUUAGCCUUGCCUCUAUUUAAAUCAAUCUCUUGUAUUCUCAUGUAUUCCACGCAUAUGACGCUCAGAAUAACUGAGAUGGAGUAACAUUUUAUACUUUAUUCCUUUCAGUAAAUUGAGGCAGGGUGAUCCUUUCACUGACUGCAGUUUAAUCCAACCUUCCAAAAAAAGUGAGUAUUUUUACACACAUAGAUGGUCGACCAAAGAGAUUAUAAAAUAAUAGAGUGGACAUUGCAGGAAACGUUUGGGCAAACGAAAGCGACAGAUUCAAGCUAAAAUGGGGGUUAUACCCGGAUGUAAAACCAAGAAAAUCUAUUUUUUCACCUUUUGGCUGCAAUUCAAGUACUUAGUCAUGGUUUUAUCAACAGUCGUGACUGUUUUGCAUUUAUGGCGAAAAAUUGAGGAAUUAAUUCCGUUUUAUAUAAUGGAAUAAAAAUAAAAUUUGAACGUGCGGAAGUCACGAUGAAAAUACCGCUCUUCAACAUCAACAAAAGCACUUUAAACAUUUCUACCAUUCCAAAACUUGUUUUGUAUUAAAGUCCAAGUAUUCUUGUUGAUUUUGAGUUCUUAGUUCUCGCUCAAACUAUGUUAAACUGGAAAAAUUGAUGUUUUUAAAGUUGUAUUAUUUUGAUAAUUUCCUGCUCCUCCUAAAGAUCGAGGCUUUGCAUCCUAGAAUGAGAAUUUACAUCCGUGCAACGAGAUUUUAGCCAGUCACAGAGCGUUAUUUGCCCCCAUUAAGCCUACUGUAGUUCUCAUUCAUCGCAAACCGUCGGCGAUGGGAGCUUUGCGACGUCGGCGACCGCUUGCGAUUUAUGAGAACACAUAAAAAAUUAUAUCGCCGAUUGUCCGUGAUCGUCGCCGACCAUCGGCGAUGACAUCGCAGGAAACAAAAAAGUUUGUUUCUUGCGACCAUCGCCGAUCAUUGCCGACUGCCACCUGCUUGAAAAAUCUAUGACAAAUGAGUAAAAGUUGUUUUUUCCUCAACAAGCAAGGAAAUAAUCAACUGAAGUUUGACAGAAAUCAUGAACUUUACGUUGAACGGGGCCAUUUUGUGCCUUGGUGGAAAAUUUCGAAACACAUCGGCUGUCAUCUGCGACGAUCACCGACGUAUGAGAACUUUCGUACAUUCGCGACCUGCGAGCAUCGGCGAUAAGCGUCGCCGAUCGUCGGUGACAGUUUGCGAUGAAUGAGAACUAGGCUUUAGGAAGCUUCAAUUUGUCCCUCGAUUAUUCGCGCAAUGCCAACUCUAUUCUUUCAUCAUCUCUAUGUGGUCGAUAUCUUCGUCAGGUUUGAUGAAUUUCGCAACGGAUGGAGAAAAUAUCCUUGUCCUUUACAUCUCAGAGAUUGGUCGAGGUCGAGCACCACGAAUUGAUCGAUUUCACUCUAACAUCAUACAAUCAAAGGCCGUUGAGGUCGACUCACUGAUAAGAUCAAAUGAAAAUGACAGAAAGAAUUAGAGCAGUUUGCAGUUGUUUUUGCAAACCGGGCACCGUGCGAAUUUUGCCAUUUCACCCAUUCUUCGUGCUUCAUUUGCCAAUUCAAAAGAACGAACGCGUGAUCCAGCCCGAUUUCCUGUUCCGAAGGGCCCGAUUCGCAGGCAAACAGUGCGGGCAAAGCAGGCUGGUCAUUUCCCAUUGUUUAACUGCCCCACACUCACCCUACACUCAAGUAACAAACACUCACAGAUAACAUGCGUGAGUCAAAAACGCUAGCUAUAAAGAUGGCUGCCUUAAUGUUUCUUAUACCUGUAUCAUUACCAUGAGUUUUCGCCUACGAUGUUUAUCCUUCAGUUAAGGUACGUUUAGACGCUGCAAUUUGUCGUGUGCGAUUCGUAUUCUGGCGUACGUAAUCGAAUAAGCAUGCGUCAAUUGAGGGCCGCUGGUUUAUCAGUUUCACUGUCAUGCGUUUACCCUCAUUAAUAAAGUUCAUUGGUUGAUUGAUUGAAUUGGUUGCAUUUCAAAUUUCGCCAUAAACGUAAUGAAGAGGAUUUGUGACUUCAGCAGUAAUUUGUAUAAAGCUAAGUUUACACACAACUUUUAAUCGGGCCGAUUUCAGGUUUUGCCGAAUGUUAAUGACGAAUGUUAAUGACGAAUGUUGUCAGCUGAUGAUGUCGUCAGAUGACGUUGACUGCGUAUUUUUCAAAUAUCGUUCACUUACAGUAAAGCUCAAUCGACCUGAUUAUUAAUCGUUGUGUGAUGUAAAGCUUUAAUAAUAAUCCACCUUAAGUAAAAAAAAUACAGUGGACUUACAAAAUCAUAAACAUUAUAAAACCAUCUAUAUUACAAUAAAAAUUUGUAUUUUUAAAAAGGUUCAGUUGCCAAAGGCACAGACGACGAUUAUGUCCUUCAGUUCAGAGAAUAAUGCAACCUUCAUUCAGCCUAAAAUUACAGAACCGUCUAUUAGGGUAGUAAUUUAAAGUUUAUUAUUAAAAAGUUUAACUGCACGAGGCAUAAACGAUGAUUUAUGUCUUUCGGUUCUGGAAAUAAUGCGACCGGAGUCUAAGACUUUAUGCAUGUUGCUACACUCUCCUUUCAUGAUGCAUUCGCUUUGUGCGCAGUCAUCGGCAUAUUUAUAUGUGCUCACCUCAAGAUCUUCAGGAACACUCGUAUCUAAGUCGUCAAUGUGGAUAUUAAAUAGAGUCGGCGAAAGAGCAGAUCCUUGCGGUACUCCAGCUGGGCAACCCUCGAUCGAUGAAAGUGUUUGAUUUAUCUUGACCUGCUGAGUUCUACCAGAUAAGAAGCUUUUGACCCACAACCAUAAGCUUUUAUUAACAUUCAUCAAUGCAAGUUUAUUCAACAGAAUCCCAUGAUCAACUAGAUCAAAGGCUUUUUUAAUUAAAGUCGAUAAAGAGGGCAUGGAUGCCUGCUUUGUCACGGCAGGUAUUGUCAGUAGCAAUAAACCAUGGCUGUGUGAUGUAUAUCAGAGCCAAUGUAGUAGAGCGGCCACUAGUAAAACCAUGUUGACUGGGACGUAGUAUGAUGUCAUUGAGUUGUAGUUAUAGUUAUAGUCACUCUAGGAUUUUCCCAAUAUGUGGCAAAACAGAGAUUUGUCUAAAAUCGUUACUAACGUCAGUUGGUGGGUAUUCUUUAGGCACAGGUGUGACCAGGCCAUAUUUGUAAUGACUUGGAUACUUACACUGUUUAAUGCUAGCCGUAAUGAUGUCAUGAACAAUCGGCGCUAGAACGCUAGAGAAUCGUUUAAGUAACCAUGCUGGAACACCAUCGGCUCCCGUUGCUUUCGAGUGGUUAAGGUGAUUUAGGACGCUCUUAAUCUGGCCAAUACUAUGUAGAAGGGGAGGAUCUCAUUGGGGAAUACUUGUUGUAAUUAGGUCUUUCCAUGGUUCAGUAAAGGAUAUUUGAAAUUUUUCUGCUAAAGCGGCCUCGCUACCCAUGGAGUUUACUGUCAGGCCUUCAUGCUGACUACUUACUCCCGACAGAUUAUAAAUUGUUUUGUACCAUUUCGCAGGGUCAGAUGUGCGGAAUGUUUUAGCUUUAUUUUGAUAGUAAUUUGAUUUGGCUUUGCUAAUCAUAUCUUCUACUUGUGCACUUAGCAGAUUAUACUGGGACAUGUUGCCACGAGUAAAAGCCCGUUGUCUUAGCUUAAUCUUUGCUUUAAUGUUCGGAGUCAUCAAAGGUUUAUCCGUGGGAUGUAGGCGUAUGGAUUUCAGAGGCAUACAUCCGUCUAGAGCUUGACUAAUAACUCCAUUGAAAAUUGAGACUUUGUCAUCUACGUCUUCUGCUUCGUAUACUGCAUCCCAGACAGUUCUGCUUAGUCUUAGCUCGAGAGCUAUUUUAAUAGCUAUUUUAAUUUAAUAUUUUAAUAUUUUUAUUUUAAUAUUUUAGUAGCUAUUUUAUUUGAACGUUUCAUCGAUCGAAAUGUUUUAGUUAUUGAGCGGGUACUCGUCCGAUGUUUUGGAUUCAAAAGGAGGCAUUGGUGAUCCGGAUUGACCUAAGGGAGGAAGAUGUUACACUUCUUGAAACAGUGGCGACAUAUUAGUCAUUAUCUGAUCUAAACUAUUGUUCUGGCGAGUUGGUUUCUUAACAAUUUUCCUCAAAUCAAAACAAUUACAUAAUGUUCCUAAUUUUAUUUUGUUAAAGUCUCCAGCGAUUAUAAUUUCAGCAGAGGGAUAGCUUUGUAGAAUUAAUUCGAUUCCAUUAAUAAGAUAAUCAAUCAUAGUUAUCUCAUUUAUAGCCGCUUGACCUGCAUGGGGGAUAAUAGACUGCAACCAUAACAAUGCAACUGAAAGACCUUGGAAGUCUUUGUGGUUUCAACAAUAGCCACAGAACGUCUUUGCCUUCCUCGUCCAUGUCAAACAAGCGGCUAGAAGGUAUUGCAGUUUUAACAUAAGUAAUUAAACCGCCGCCAGGUGUUCCUCUAUCUUUUUGGUACGGAGUAUAGUUAGGUCCAAUAGAUAUAACUCCAUCGUAUAUGCUGGGAUCUAGCCAGGUCUCAGAAAUACAUAUAAGGUCAGGAUCAUUAAUUUCCGAAACUGAGCUGAGCUCAUCCAUUUUAUUCAGAAUGUGACAAGCAUUAGUUAAAAAUAAUGAAGGAACAGUCUGUUUAUUCGUUUUUAUAUCGGUAGAUAUCUUGAUACAGUUCGUAGACUCAUGGGACCUUCUUCUAUCAGAAUAAAGCGUAUUAAUGUGGGGAGUGGUGCUCGCGGUUUUAGAAAAUAGUUGUUGUCGAUGAGUAAUUCUUGUCGGAAUCGGCAUUUUUAUCGUUUCAUAGUGCGAUGGACAAGCUUCAGGUGAUUGAUCCAGUCCUCCUUGUUGUGUGUAAACGUAUACCUUAAAGGUGCGUUUACACGCUGGGAUUUGUCGUAUACGUACAAUUCGUAUUCUGGCGUAUGUAAUCGAGUAUAAGCACUCGUAAAGUGGUUGCAUUUCAAAUUUCUCCAUAAUCUGAGUCAUAGAAAUAAUAGAUAUAGAAUGCGUACUUGAUCACGAAUCAUGUCUCCACUUUUUCUCAUGCGUGCCCUUAUAAAUCCGCCAUGUUUGAAUUUGACUAGGAGUGCAAACUACAAAGUAUAAACAAAGCUAAAACUACGUUUUCAUUGUCAAAACGUUUAUCUUGUUGUCUAAUUUGUGGUUUGGGGAUAGAUUUUGAGUUUUUUGAAGGCACAAACUGUCAAAGCAAAUGUGCAGUUACAAAAACGGUGAAAAUCGUGCAGCCUUGUAAACAAAGUAUUGUCGCCGGUUUCUCGAAAUUUACUCAUAAAACAUUUUUGCAUGCUUUGAACGUCACUACCGUCACUGUUUUGCUAAUAUCUUAUAAGAUUACAAAAUGAUAGUUCUUUCUUCGUCGGGUUUCGUUUUUCUUUGAUGUAAACGAAGGUUUUUUAUUUUUUUGAAACAAAAAUAUUUAGUUGUCGAUGGACUGUAAAUUGUCUAAAUAAUCGUCGAAAACUAUGGUUUCAAAAGCGUUGCCUCAAGCUAAAGCAACACAGAAAAAUAUGAAAAGUAAUUGUGUAAGUUUAAAAAGAUUACUGAACUUCAUUUAUAUUAUAUUAUAUUAUAAAAAAGUUGAAAUAUUUAUAGAACAUACCUAUUGAGUUUGAGUUUGUCUUGAUCUUUCGGGUUUUGUUUUGGCUUGCACAACAACGUUGAAGAUUUAUUUUUAUACGAUGAUUUCUGUAUAUGUUCUGUUCAGAACUGUUGCUUUUCGUAAAAAAGCCCACUAGAAUGGGUUUUUAGGCACUUUUUUCCACUUUUUUUUCCAUUUUAAGUCUCGAUAUAAAAUUUUUGCAAACUUUGCAUUUGAAAAAAACAAUUUGCACUCUCUGCAACCGCGCGAAAUUCCCACUGAAAUUCCCUGCCGCCUGGGAGUCUGGGAACUAAAAUGCUCUUAUAAAUCCGCCAUUUUCUGGAGACAAAUUUUUCACUGAGAAAAGAUAGGAGUACGCAUUCUAUAUCUAUUAUUUCUAUGAUCUCAGUUAAGAGGAAUUGUGGCGUCAGCAAUAAAUUUCAUACGCCAGAAUACGAAUCGUACACGACAAAUCGCAGCGUGUAAACGUAGCUUGAGCCAGAAUACGAAUCGUACUCGACAAAUCGCAGCGUGGAAACGUACCUUUAAUUUUGAAAUGUAUAAUUGCUGACGCGACCAUUAGUUUCAAAGGUUGUGGAAACCAGGCCUGGUUGCAUGUAGCCUAUAUACCAUUUGAUUUGAAAAUGCUUGGUUAUACGGUCAAGUAGUGACUUCUCAUCCAAUGUUACAGUAGCAAGAACCAAAGCUACUCGGUUAAAAUUUCCGCUCUAUUGGCGCACUUGCUUUACUGCCAUAUUAGUGUACAAAUUCGGAGAAUUUUGGGUAGUUCUCAUGUGUACGGUCACCAAAUUAUCUUGACAAGUUUCCUUUGACAAGUUUUGUUGCACCGGUGCAUGCGCGGGAUGUUAUUAAACAUUUUAUCUCACGUCAAGUCCGCCUUUUGGUUGCCAAAAUCAUAGACGAAUCUCUCUUACACUUCUCUCAACUUUUCUUUGGCGACCACACGAACAAAUUUCCCUUGUCCAAAAACUGUCAUGACUGGCUUUGGAAUAAGACUCCUUGCCAAAAGAAAAUGUAAUUUUUUUUCAGUUUAUUUCUAUUUAUCCUUAGAUACAAGUAAGAAAAAGAAAACCAAGUGAUACUGUGAGGAGGAAGUGAUAUCAUUUCAAAGGUGUAACUCAGUCUUACCUGUAUUUCUAUCUUAAGUGCAUGAUAUUUUGACUGGAAACCAAAGUUGUAACGAGUAUCCUUGCAAAGUCGAAUCACGAGUCGAGUCGCUCGGAGGUCGAGUUACAAAUCGAAUCAUUUCAGUGUCUGAUCGAGUAGAGUAGAUUUUCCGUGUUUCUUUACAUUUAAGGUAAUUCCGCAGUUUUGCUUUGCGCACUUUUACUGCGCACAUCUUAUAACUUAUCAUUUCAUCCAUUAUACGUACCAUUUUAAAAAAAAUAUCAUUUUAUGACAAUUUUAUGUUACUUCAAAACAUCUUUGGUUAUAUUCGUGCAAAGAAUUACGUUAAAAUCAAUGUUUUCAAAAAAGGCACACAAAAGUGUAGCUAACAUUUUCAAAUUCUCAAAUUUUCAUCUAUAAAGCCAAAAUUAGAGUUGCCAACUUGUCUAGUCUUGUUCGUUAAUGCAUAUACUCUACGAAAAUGUCAGUUGGCAGCUUGUAACAGAAAAUGCCAUCAAACAAAUUUUGUUGCACAUUUUCCGGUUUUGGCCGGCCGUCUAUUUCUAGACAUUAAAAAGCAUUCGAUUCUAUCAAUCAUCGUGUUUUAUUGAAUAAAAUGAAUGACAAUUUGGAAUGGCAUGUAGUAAAACACUGACUACCGGAACACCGGAACACCACCGGAACACCGGAACACCACCAUUUUGUUUGGGGUUAGGGUUUGGGGUUAGGGUUAGGAUUAGGGGUUAGGGUUGGGGUUAGGGUUAGGAUUGGGGGUUAGGGUUGGGGUUAGGGUUAGGUGGUGUUCCGGCGGUGUUCCGGUGUUCCGGUAGUCAGUGUUUUACUACAUGCCAUUUGGAAUCUUUGGCUCGGAACUAAAAUGGUUCGAAUCGUAUUUAAUGAAUAGAGUACAGCAAUGCAGUAUUAAUGGCAAAUUGUCUGACAAAAAAAGGAUUAACUGUCGAUUGCCUCAGGGUUCUAUACUGGGGCCCCUGUUAUUUUUAUUAUAUAUUAAUGACCUGCCUGAUUGUCUGAGAUCAACCGCUUCUUGUAUGUAUGCGGACGACACUCAAAUAUUUUCAUCGUCUUAUGAUGCAAAUGAACUUGUUGUAAAGCUAAAUUCGGAACUUGCUCAUGUUUUUGAAUGGAUGAAAGAAAAUAGAUUGCAGAUGCGUCCAUCUAAAUGUAAAAUGAUGUUUGUUGGCUCCACGCACAAUCUUAAUAAAUUAGGGUGUGAAGAGCCUAUUAUGGUAAAUGCAAAGCCCAUACCACGAAUCAGUACACAAAUAUGUCUGGGAGUAAAAUCGAUGAAAAUUUGAAUUGGGACAGUCAUAUUACAUUGAUAUGCAAGAAAGUAAGUGCAGCUAUUGGCGUUAUGAGACGUAUGAAACAUUUUGUUCCGAUGCAUACAUUAGAAUCUGUUUAUAAAAGCUUGGUACAGCCAUACUUUGAUUAUUGUUCCCCUUUGUGGGACACUUGUGGCAAGUUGUUAAGGAUAAGCUCCAAAAAUUUCAAUCCCGGGCAGCGAGGGUUGUAACGGGUGCUAAUUAUGAGUCUCGGUCGGCUGAUGUUCUUAACUCACUCUCGUGGGACACUCUUGAAAAUAGACGUUCCGGUGCCAAGUCAGUAUUGAUGUAUAAAAUACUUAAUGACCACACUGCGCCGGCUCUUCGGGGGUCUUUUGUGGGAAGAGAAAUGGAUCAAACUAAUUACAAUCUCCGCAAUACUGCAACAGACCUUACAUUACCUAAGCCAAAAAGAGAAUUUAAAAAAAUGCGUUCAAUAUAGUGGUGCUCUGCACUGGAAUCAGCUCCCAAAUGAAGCGAAACUAGCAAGUUCGCUUCACUCGUUUAGAUUAAAUGUUGGAUAGUGACAUGCAUACAUUUGUAUAUAGAAAAGUGUGUAUAUAUAGUAUUUAGAUAUAGGUAGUUAUUUAUUUAUUUAUUUAUUUAUUUAUUUAUUUUCAAACAUUUUUAAUAUUUAACACGCCCCUCAUGGAAAUCAGCCCAGAGUUGAUGCAUGGGGCUAGCGUGUUCCUUUUUGUUAAUUUUAAAUAAAAAGUAUUGCCUGCCUGCCUGCCUGCACUCACGUUGCUCUAAUGUAUUCAGAACGACACAAAUUGGGACAACAAAUUAUUCAAACGUUUUGUUUCGCAUUAGGCCUACAAAUUUCUUUGUUUCGAAGGCAGCGUCUUUCAGUUCGGGUCACUUUUCUAAAUUAGUCUAUAUUCCGCACAAAAACGUGCGAAAAACCAGUCGUUUUUGUAGUAUACUAGUUUAUACUUUCGUUGUGGGGGACAAAAUUUCGAAAUACACAAUGAAGUCGUUAUAAAUCGAAAUAUACAACAAGACAAAAGCCGUUAAAUUCGACAGUAUGGCAUUCUGGAUUUGGCUUUUCAAGCAAAGUAGGUCAAGGAAAACCAUGCAGGUUUCGCUUUUCCCGCUUUCUGGAAUACGGGGCCUGGGGAUACGACGGUUAUAGGGUUGGGAUUCAGAUGUACGUCCUAAUAUUUGAAAUUGGCAUAUACUCGGGAGGUAUAGAUAGUUCUUUUCGCACAAUUUGAUUGGUUGCUCAGCUCUUGAUAUCCUUGUACUAUUUACCUCCGGACAAAAACAAAGUGGUUUCCGUUGCGUACCAGUUACAGACGAGCAAUCUUUUGUACUAAAGGAAGCAUUCUUUAAAGCUUUUUUUUUAACAGUUUUUGUGUCGGUUAAUAUACUUCCAUGCAUGCAGUAUUCACCUCCACUUUGGGCCACUUUGGUGAAUAAUUGUUAAAAUCUGAAUUUUUUGGUUGUUUAGAAUCACCUGAUGAACUUCAGUUCAUCCUGGAGUCUGGUCCAGUAAAGCCACACCGUUUACUCUAUUCAUCGGGCAUCAAUGCCGGAUGUAAUUGUAAAGAAACAAAGCCAAAGGAUAUAUGCACAAUGCAUGGUCAUCGAAUUACUCGAAUAUACAAGAGUGCUUCAACACACUGCAAUGCUACUGGUCAUUUAAGCCCAAUGAUUCAUACUGGAUUCAAUAUCAAAAUGUUGGAUUCAAAAUCCUUCGCAUGCGUAAUGCAGCAGCAACACACUAAUAAUAAUAACUUCACUUACAAGCUAGAGAACGUUAUGUCACAUUGGACAUAAAAGCAUGUCAACUAUAAUUAGCCAGGCAACUCUUACAGCAAAUUCGUAUUGUUAGUUGCAAGUGAUAAUGCUCCACGUAUAACACCCCUAGUAGGCGCAAGUUGAUUCAGUAUAAAUGAUAUUCUUCUGAUCACUUUUAUAGGUGAAAUAGUUUUUUCAAAUUGUUUUUUAGUUUCUGGUUAUUGUUUGGUUUUUGGUUUAAAAGUAAUAAAAAUGUAAUUUAAUGCAAUAUGCUGAUAUUUUAUGUA
Paramuricea clavata is the source of this 26910-nucleotide messenger RNA. Lineage: Eukaryota; Metazoa; Cnidaria; Anthozoa; Malacalcyonacea; Plexauridae. The record is from the annotation of a GenBank genome assembly.